AUAUCGACUGGGACAAGCUCGAGGCUGACAGCGGUGCAGGCUUCCUGCUAAGACACCGCAGGUCGAAGCUCGGAGCUCAACCGGUUCAAGAUGCUGGAAAAUACAUGGCGAGAUGGAUCUUCGACCUGCGCAGGGAUAACGGCGAGCCAAUGCCGAGCUACAUCAGCAGGGACGACGAAGCGUAUCACGAUGUGAUCAAGAGUUUCGACACUGAGUGUUUCAAGCGCCAAAGGAUGGAGCGGCUGUCGGCCCGGGCCAAGGAGUGGAACUCUCUCUAUCAAGAGGUGACCUGGUUCCUCAACAAGAUAGCAUACGAGGGCCUGGACGAUGCCGCAGACGAGGCCAAGAGACUCAACGAUUGGCCGAGGAACUUCACUCAGCCUGGCCUCGAGGAGAUACCAGAACAUCCGGACUUUGGCACGAACUUCCAGCAGGCUAUCCCGCUGGAUCGACUACGGUGCUGGCUACUUGUGCAGCGCUCGCGGCUAACGCCGACGGAGCGCGCAGCGGUCAUCAGCGCAGCCAAGGGGACGUUUCACUAUGAGAGUAUCGGCGAGCAGCUGCGAGCAUCGUGGCCAGAUGACGAGCUGACGAACCGCGACAGAAAGGGGAAGGAGCAUCAAUGCCGUCAUCGAGACCGCCGCCGCGUUCACGACGGAUGGGACCAAGACGAAGAAGAACCCUACGCUGAAGGGCACAUUUACUACGAACAGUCCGAGACGUCGGUCGGCACCGAGAACGAGGACGACGACAGCCCGGAGGAGCCGCUUUACAGCGCUGAGGAGAUCGAGCAAGCAGAGCAGGCCUUCGCCGCUCGGGAGCGCAGUUCUGAAGAAGCUCAAGAUCUCCUUCGACGUGUGAAGACAGCCCGGAAGUUCUACCCCGUGGAUGAGAUAAUAAAGAAAGGACCCUGUCUGAAGUGCGGCGGUAAUCACGAGACGAAGGAUCACAUGCCGAGGAGCCAGUCUGCCGAUCGCGAUCGUGGACCGAAGAGGGGCUUCUCUGCGUUCGCGUUAUACGACGUCCAGCGCGACGCCGAGAUGGAGGCGACGAUGAUCAAGCACGACAAGUCGCUGCGCGAGCUAGAGGACGCGCUGAGCAAGCCAGAGGUCCCGAAGCGCCACGACGAGAAGCUCCCGAUCCUGGCCGCGCUGGAAGAGACGAACGACUGGAUGCUGGUGCGCGUGCUGGAGCUUGCCCGCAGGGGCUUCGGCUUCCUGGACAUCG
This is a messenger RNA of Prorocentrum cordatum, 1227 nucleotides long. NCBI's taxonomy places the organism in Eukaryota, Dinophyceae, Prorocentrales, Prorocentraceae. The record is from the annotation of a GenBank genome assembly.